AUGUCCGCGGGUCUCCAACACCUCGACCAACUCGUCGAAGACAUUAUCCUAGGCAAGUCGAACGUCAGUCUGCAGGGUCCAGUAGUGAUUUUGCCAGCCGCGCCCGGCGUUCCAAGUGCUGCACCUGCGGCCGCGCUGUCAACGAAGGCUUCGAGCAAGAAACCCGCGACGUCCUCCAAGAAGACCUCUAAACGGAAGGCUAGCGCUGACGACACUGCCACCAAGUCAUCCGCCAAGAAGCCGCGCUCUACCAAGAAGUUGACAGCCUCGACGCUUCCCUCGUAUGACUUCGCCAAGCUACUAGAGCUAAAAACCAGGAUCUUCAUCGCUCACCGGCGUGCUUUCUGGGAGUGGGCGUUCCACGUCCCUCUGGAAUCAAGCUCAGCUCAGUCCAAUCGCCGCAAGCUGAAAAUGCGAGCCACUCUCCCUCGUCUAUCCUUUACGAGCCUUUGCAUCGAGACCUGGUGCUUCUACGCGUUCCUCGAGAAGCUGGAGAAGCGUCCUGAAAUGUUCUGGCUCGUAGGCCAGCCCGGCAAGUCUCCACGUGGAGGUCGACAGCCCCAAGGACCCAUCGCCGAGGAUCUCGCUGUCCUCCACGACAAAGAUCAGGCCAGAUACGAGGCCACGCUCGAGAACGCCCUCAAUCCGGCGAAGGUGGACCCCUAUGGGUACCCGCAAGUGCUCUCCUUCCUCGAGUUCACUGAAGCCCUGAAUCCCAAGGCCAUUGCGAAUAGCCGUCUCUCCAUGACAGCACUAGCACGCAUCCGGCAGGAUCUCACGCCUGGAAACAAACUCAAGACGUCGUGGUUUAUCAACCAGAACGCCGAACCUUGGAAAACUCUCAUCAGCUACAACGGCGUCAAGCAACGCCAAUUCGACGUUAUGGCCCAAAUGGCCGAUCGAACGUACGAACUCCCUGCCGUCAAUCCUCCAACCCAGAAGGAACUCGACCGCGAAGACUGGUCCGACUUUGAGGACACAGGGAACGACGAUGAUCAAACCGCAUCGUCCAGCGCAGGAGCAGGCACGCCAGCCCAAGGUGAUAACGAGGACGCUGACGAAGAAAGAGAGGACAAUGGUGACGAAGUCGACGAAGAGGAAGAUGACGGAGGCAAUCAGAGUGACACUCAGAAUGUCACCGUCCUGUGA
Molecule: messenger RNA, 1149 nt
Organism: Phytophthora nicotianae INRA-310
Lineage: Eukaryota; Oomycota; Peronosporomycetes; Peronosporales; Peronosporaceae
Exons: 2
Coding region: 1-1149 (382 amino acids)
Source: RefSeq, a predicted model, not a curated record